AUGCUCAUGCAGCUGGAACAGAAGGGUAGGGAAAACAUAGCUGAAGAGGAGUCAAAGGAAACCCAGCGUUUGCUGGCUGAACCAGUUCCCGGCAUUAAAGCAGAACCAGAUGAAAGCAACGCCCGUUAUUUUCAUGUGGUCAUUGCUGGCCCCCAGGAUUCCCCCUUUGAGGGAGGGACUUUUAAACUUGAACUAUUCCUUCCAGAAGAAUACCCAAUGGCAGCUCCUAAAGUACGUUUCAUGACCAAAAUUUAUCACCCUAAUGUAGACAAGUUGGGAAGAAUAUGUUUAGAUAUUUUGAAAGAUAAGUGGUCCCCAGCACUGCAGAUUCGCACAGUUCUGCUAUCAAUCCAGGCUUUGUUAAGUGCUCCCAAUCCAGAUGAUCCAUUAGCAAAUGAUGUAGCGGAGCAGUGGAAGACCAAUGCAUGUUUGUUUUUGUCUACAGCUAGAGCAUGGACUAGGCUAUAUGCCAUGAAUAAUAUUUAA
This is a messenger RNA of Orycteropus afer afer, 486 nucleotides long. RefSeq names its product ubiquitin conjugating enzyme E2 N (gene UBE2N). Lineage: Eukaryota; Metazoa; Chordata; Mammalia; Tubulidentata; Orycteropodidae. The coding region runs from base 1 to 486 and encodes 161 amino acids. The record is from RefSeq and is a predicted model, not a curated record. The transcript has 4 exons.